This is a messenger RNA of Eurytemora carolleeae, 1443 nucleotides long. RefSeq lists its product as uncharacterized. The record is from RefSeq and is a predicted model, not a curated record. NCBI's taxonomy places the organism in Eukaryota, Metazoa, Arthropoda, Copepoda, Calanoida, Temoridae. Bases 162 to 1265 code for a protein of 367 amino acids. The transcript has 9 exons.
UGAAACACAAAAUUUGAAAACCCAAGAAAUCUAAAAUACCAUAUGAGAAAACUAAAAGAAAACUACCUGUUUUGCCCAAAUUAAGAAAGAAGAAAGAGAGGCAAGAUAAAAAUGAAGAACAAAAAUCUGAACCAAUUAUUCAAGAAAAUCGAAAUGUCAAAAUGGAACCAGAAUUAAUAUCGAUGGAACCGACUGAAGCUAGCAAUUAUAUUGCUCUAAGUCCAAAAGUGUUUCGAAAGAAAGUCUGGGAAUUCAAAUCCUUACCAAAGGAAGUUGAUUUGUGUAUGGGGAAAGGGAAAAAUAUAGUUAAGAAUUCGAUUCUUUAUAAAAGACCAGCUCUGGAUAUUCCAAAUCUGUAUCAGCAAACUUUAGAGUUUUCGGAGAGAAGUCUGAGGAAAAUAGUUCCUGAACCCAAAGCUGAAUUGAUUAAAACCAGUUUGCUCUCCGAUAAAUCGAAGAAUAUUAUAAUCAAAGAUCAGAACAGGUACAAAUACCCACAAAGAUGUAGUAGGAAAUUGGACAAACCGAUAGAAAGAUACAAAUACACUCCAAAAGUAGUAUCACCUCGGAAUUUUAAACCUGAACCUAAAACAGAGAACAGAUAUGUGUGUGCAAGAACUGAGGAAAAAAAUAAUACCGGUCAUUAUCAUGAAAUUAAAAUCAUAGAGAUAGCUGCGAAGAAGUUUGAAAAAGGUUCUUCGUCAAACCCCACCUCUAAACGAGACAAAAUGAGAAGCCUUUUAAAAAAACAUGUUGAAAAUGUCAAAGCAAAGGAAAACCCAGAAAAAGAAACUGGAAGUAAUCAAAUAGAAGAUAAAAUUGAAAAAAUAGAAAUAGAAGAGGAAAAUGGAAAAAAUCAAGAAGUACCGGAAAACAAUGGAAUUUAUGUCAAUGAAGAAGAAAAUGAGAAUAUAAAAUUAGUAACGGUAAAGAAAAUAGAUCUAGAAAGUAGCGAAUUAGAAGUAGCAUUAGAUUCAACACAAAAAGAAUCAAAACUAGAGGAAUGUGAAUCAGAAACUAAAGCAAAAGAAAAAGAGAUAAUUCAGUCUAAGGAAAAUGCAUCCAAGGACAACUCAGAAGAAACUUCUUCGGUAAAAGAAAGCACACAAAGCGACGAUUCUAAUAAAACUGCUCUAUUAGAAGAGAACACGGAAUAUUCACAGACAAAUAAGAAUGAACUGAAACGAGGAGUCUGGAAUUGUACUGGAUUACGGCAGCGCAUUCAAAACACAGAGAAAGGAUGGGUUCUUGUUGAAGUUCAAUAAAAUCCAAAAGAUCAAUGUACGUAAAACAGCUACAAAUAUUGCAAUGGGUUUUUGAUUUUUUAGACAUAUAUAAUUAGUAAUCUAAAUAUUUCAACAAGGAUUCUUAUCCUUUUUUAUUAAUUUACUAUUUGUAUUGAAUCAUUCUAAUAAAUAGUGCAAGUAUUAAAGUGCUUAAUUG